Molecule: messenger RNA, 822 nt
Organism: Symbiodinium natans
Lineage: Eukaryota; Dinophyceae; Suessiales; Symbiodiniaceae
Source: the annotation of a GenBank genome assembly
AUGCUGCCCAGGAAAAGCCUGACGUCAGGGCUGGAGGCCGAGGACACUGACCUCAGCUGCUUUCAUUUUCAGGGCAGAGGGUUCAGGUGCAGGCCCUUGUCAGCAUGUCCACAUACAGUCACACGCUACACGAUGCUACAUGCAUUUGCGACAGGGCACGGCUCGAAACUGAAUGGAGCAACCAGUGGGAUGGCUCCACGAUAUGUACCAGCCGAGACUCCGCUGGAAGGGGUCCGCGUCUUCGUCGAUGGCUUGCAGGGCGAUUUGCGUGCUCGCGGCCUGCAGGCGGCCGACAGAAUCCAAAAGAAUAAGCCGGCGACGGUGGGCAAGUUGGAUGCAGAGCUCAACGCAGUGGCCGAUGAGCUUGGGGAUGAGGCAGCCGUUGAGGUGACACCGGGGCCCCGGCAGGGCAUUGUGUGCGUCACACUCCGUCCGGAGCAUGGUUGCCACUUCGCCUUCAGGGCCGGGCGCGGCAGGCAGGAGCCAGUGUUGCCAGGGUCCAAGCUGUCCCUGAAGCUCGAUGGGACACCUGCUGCAGCUAGUGGUCCGCCUCCCCUUCGCGUUUCCGCCGAGGGUGCGUGGAAUGUCGAUCAAGAUGGCCUGGGCGGAUGCUUGACGGUCACACCUCUAUUUGGGAACGGUGCCUGGCGAGUCCUCCCGAGCCUGGAGGCGGGCGUUGGCCUCGGGGGGCUCUUCGGCCUGAUACGCCCAGCUUCCCAGCGCAGCUACCUACAGGUUCCCUGUCUCCAGAAGGUUCGUAUAGACCCUCGCAGCCCGGACAGCGCCGUAUUCGCCAUAACACAACUUCACCCGUUAUGUUAG